UAGAGUCAGUAUCUCGUCUGUUGUGGUCGGGGAAGGGUGUAUUGUGUUAUUCUCUGGUCUUUUCCCAUGGAAGAUAUCCAGUCAUGGUGGGAGUUACCGAGUAUUGCCCAUUUUUGCUCACUCUUCAGGGCUGCGUUCGAUCUUCUUGACUUUGACAUCGAGGAACUUGAGGAGGCUCUGCUGACUGAUGGCCUGGAAGACACUGGGAGCCCACUCUUGGUGGAGCUGACAGUACGCUUGGUGCAGGGCUGCCUCCCAGGCAAGGCUGUUAAUGCCACAAACUACCAGAGCUACCUGAGAAAGCUUUUCAAACACAAAUGUCAGGAGGAUCCUACUCGAGAAAAUUUGUUUGUGGAGGGAGACAUGCGAUGGCUGCCCCUCCGGAGAAAAGUGGAGAUCCUUCAUGCCCUUUGUGACUUUAGAUUAGAAGCUGAAGAUGUUCUUGAUCUCUUAAAAAACUUAGAAUCCGAUAGUUUAAGAGUGGAGCCCCUUGGGUAUGAUGACAGUGGCUCUACUUAUUGGUAUUUUUACGGCACCCGCCUGUAUAGGGAAGACCACUCCCUAUACCAUCCACACAGACGAAAACCAAAGGACAAAGACAAAGAAGAUAAAAGAAAAAAGAAACGUAAGAAAAAAGGUCAUAAAAAUGAAGAAAGUGAAGAGGAGACCGACUUACUUAAGGCUGUGUGGCAGGUCCAGUGUUUCUCAGAGGAGGAUUGGAACUCGCUGGCAGAGAAGUUUGAGGAAUGCUCCUCCAAGCUUGAACGUAGCUUGUUGCAGACUCUUCGGGAGGACUUCUUGCCCGAAAUUCCUAGACUUUUUCAAGAAAAAGAGAAAAUUCAGAGGAAACGCAUGAUGGAAUUUGCCCCAAGAAGAUCUUCAGGUCGUGUUCAGAAGUUGAGAGAAAAGAAAGAAGAAGAAGAGAAGAAGAUGGCAAUUGAAAUUGUAGAGCAAGAAAAAAGGAGGCAAGUUGAAGAAGAGAAGAAAAAGAAGAAGAAAGAGGAAGAAUCCGUAUCUACAGAAAAGGUUGAGAGGAAAGCCAUACGAGAGGUUCUAAAGGAAGAAGUGAUACAAGAGAAAGCCUCACCACCAAAGCUAAACAAAUUACCUCGGGAAAGGAAAAAGAGUGAAGGUCAGGACCUUAAGAUUCGGGACAAACUUGAGUGUUCGUUGGACCUGUAUGAAAUUAAUGAUGCAUCAGAUCACAAUGAGAUUUGGGAGGAGCCAGUGAAAAAGUUAAAGGGUGGACGUCCAAGGAAAAACAGCACUGAUGAUCCAGAAGAGAAGGCUAAAGUUAGUAGAGGAAGGAAACCAGGACGAGGCAGAAAACCUGGAAGUCCGAGGAAAUCUGUCUCACAAAAGUUGGUCACUAAAGAGGAAUUUACUGAUGAAGAGACUGAAAAGGAGACUUCAAAACCUCAGGUGUACAGUGGACGCAAAACUAACAACUCCUUAUCAUCAGUAGCAUUUUCUCUGAAUAAUGCAGCUGUGGUGCCUGAACCAGCAGUCACCAAUGUCAAUUCUGUUACCUCUCCACCUACUAAGAAAAAGGUCAAGAGUGCCCACAUGGUCUUGCAAACAGAAGACGACCUUAGGACAGGGAUGUACAAAGUUCUUGAGCAUCUGCGGGACCAUGAGGACGCCUGGCCCUUCCAUGACCCAGUGGAAGAAGAGUAUGCCCCCAACUACUAUGCAGUCAUCCGCAGACCAAUGCACAUCUCCCGGAUGGAGGAGCGUCUGGAUGCAGGUUAUUACUCUAACCUGGCCAUGUUUGAGGGAGACUUUAAGCUUAUGAUGGAUAAUUGUAAGCUUUAUAAUGGGCCAGAGAGUGAAUACACACACAUGGCUUACACUCUAGAGAAAGUGUUUGCAAAACUCAAGGCAAAGUACCUUGAGGCAGACCUCUCUUCUGAUGAGGAAAUGUACAUAGAUAUGAGUUACCAGCAAUCAGCAAAGAGAAAGAAUAAGAGGAGAAGUAAUAGUGAUGAAAAAGAAAAUACACGAAUAGAUAGUGGAAAAAUUUUAGCAAAGAAGAGAGGACGCAAGAAGAAGAAAGUAGGAAGAAAGCCAAAAGAGAAACAUAAAGAGGAUGGGAACAUUACACCUGAAAAAGACAAAGAGUGGAAGAAAAACAAGUUUAAUAAAGAAAAAGACAGAGAGAAGACAAAGAACAAAGACAAACCAAAGAUUGAUGGACCUGUAUUUGGUGAGGAUAAUGAUGAAAUGGCAAGAGAAGAUGAUGACGAUGAUGAUGAUGAAGAUGAUUUUCCAGAACCUCCAUUGUUAGUAAGAGAAGAUCCCUAUCCUGAGGAGGAUGAAGAGGAGAUGGAUGGAGUGGAAGAAACACAUGAACCUUCCUCUUUUAUUGAUGAGUCUCAUGGUGAGGAGGAGGAAGAAGAUGAGGUGCAGGUGGCAACAACUUUAGUGGAGAAGGAAGAGAAAAAAGUGCCAAAGAACAAAACUGGAAGAAAUAGGAAAGAAGAAAACAUUAAGAAGCCUUUGUUGAGUGACCAUGCUGAUGAUGAUGAUGAUGAUGAUGAUGACAUGGAACCAGAUGUAUGCAUGUACUAUAACAACAAUGACUACCACAGUGAUGAUGAUGAUGAUGCUAAUGAUGCAAGGGAGGUGGAAAUGGAGUGCAGGGAAGAGGAAGGGAAGGAAGAGGAAGAGGAGGAGGAAGAGGAGGAGGAGGAGGAGGAAGAGGAGGAAGAAGAGGAGGAGGAGAGGACUACUGACUAUUUGAGUGAGAGGCAUAGUGAACUCUUUGGGGAAAUUGAUGAUAUUGAUGAUGAUGAGGAAGAAGGGGAAGGGAAGGCAGUGACAAUAGCAGUAGAUGGUGAUGAUGAGAAGGUGAAACACAGUCACUUGGGAAAAUCUAGCCGGAAAAAGAAUGGAGGAAGUAGUGGAAAAGAGAAGGACAAGAAAAAACACAAGCAUGGUGAAAAGCACGACAAGCACCAUCAUCAUCAUCACCAUCAUCAUCAUCACCAUCACCAUCACCAUAAGAACAAAAACAAGGAUGGAAAACACCAUAAAAAGAAGAAUAAGCAUGCUGCUGAGAAAGACUCCAAAAAGAUAUUGAAAGUUGAAGAUGUUUAUGACUACUCUGAAGAAGAGGACCCUGGGGAGAAGGCUGUAGAGGAGGAAGCACCAGUUCCUCCCAUUACUAAGGUGAAGGAAGAAGCAGCAGUAAAGAAGAAGAAGAAGAUAAAGCAUCGUGGAAAGCAUGAGAAACAUGGAAAACACCAUGACAAGCAGGAACGACGCAAAGAGGGAAAAGUUAAGGAAGGAAAGAAAGAAGGAAAGAAGAAAAACAGCAAAAAGAAGAAGAUUCCAGCAAAGAACAUGGCAGCAAUUGAUGCUCUUUCUGCAGCAACUGAGCAGACUCUGAAGGACAUAACAACAAUGCUUGAUGAGUCUAAUGUUCCUCGCAUCAGUGAAUAUUCCUCUGCCAGUAACUCUCCCUCCCGCAAGGUCACUGCUGAGGAAUUUGAGGCUAUUGCUUAUAAAAUUGAGGCUGAGUAUAGAAGAAAACUGAUGAUGGAUGAACCAAAGGAUAAAGACAAGAAAGCUCAUAAAAAGAAGAAAAGAAAAAAUAGUGAUGGAGAAGGUGAAGAACCAAAGAAGAAGAAAAUAAAGAAGGAAAAGAAAACUGAAAAUGACAAGGACAAUUUAGAUAACACUAAGGAACUGUUCAAAGACAUAAAGGAUGGAAGAAUAAAACCAGGAGCCAUAAUCAAGUCCAAGGACAGCAAAAAAGAAGGUGUUGUUAAAAAGGAAACAAAAACAUCUACAGAAGGAAAGCCUAAGACAAAAAGUAAUCCUUUUGGAAAGAUUAAUAAGCAAGAAGACUCAAAAUUAACCACACUCAUAGCAAAAGCCAAAGAAUCACGUAUAGGCCUUGUUCCCAACAGUGAAGUGGGAGACAGUCCUAAACUCAGCUUAGGCAGCAUUAUUCGCUCAGGGGAUAUUGGCACAGGUAUGAAAUCAACCCACGAAGCCAACAGUACAGAUGAUGAGGAGAAAUGGGAACCAAAGGAAAAAUGGGACAGCCCUUUUGAGAACAGAUGGGAGAAAGUGCCUGAGAAAGAAGAAGCUCCAUCUGUAAGAGAAGAAGAUGAGAAGGAUGAAAUUCCUGAGGUGGAGGAUUUUAGUGAAAGAAUAUGUGAAGAACCUCCCCCAACUCCUCGGGCACCAGAGAUAAAACAGGAAAGAGCGACUCCCAACUUAAGUGCCUGGUUCAAAGCUUUUGGCACUCCAAAGCUGUCAUCUGCUGGGCCCAAAAAGAUGCCAGAUGACUUAAUGGGUAGUCCUAAAGAAAUGGAAGACUCAGAAAUCAUCAAUGUAGAGGAUGAGGGAGAUGUGGAUGUUGGUGAGCCAUGUCCUUUGGAUGAACCUCCACCUUCACUUCUGCCACCAGGUAGUCCAGAACCUCCAGUAUCUCCAGAACCACCAAUCUCUCCAGAGAAACCACCAGAAACACCAUGGUAUGAGAAAUUAGAUGAAAAGCUGGAAGAUGAACCAAUUUGGAAGAAAAUGAAGAUGAGAGACCAAGGAUACACGGUUGUGGACUGCAGGAUGCCUGAUGAGGAAGAUGACCCUUACAAGUUUGAAGAAGAAGAGUUAGAUCGUGCACGGGAGGAAGCAAAGAAGCUAGAAGUGGAGCGCCAACGAAAAGCAUCUGUGUCAUCAUCUGGUGUCUCUGAUCGCUCACCACUCAACCAUAGCUUUGACUCUGACCGCUCUCCUGCAGCUUUCUCAUCUGAAGGGGAGCGAUCACCCAUGACUAGAUCUCCUCAUACACCUGGGUUUGGCUCAAAACAGUUCUCACCAGUCCCAGAAAAGUCACCAAGUGUUCCAGCUUAUUCUCCUAGAUAUGAAAAUGCUCUGUCAAAAACAUUUCCAUCAUAUGAUCCAGAUAAAUCUAAAUAUCAAGCUAAUGGGGCAAUAAAAGUAGGUUUCUAUCAAGAUAUGACUGACAAACCCAAUACAGACAAACCUGAGAAAAAGAGUGCAGAUCAGAAACCUGCAGAAUCGCCUGUUUAUAGUCCUACUGUGCCAUAUAUGAGUUCCUUUUACUCAAAUAAAGCUGAAGCUAACAAGAAGCAAAAGUCUCCAGCUGGUUAUGCUAGUUUCUACAGCUCAGAUUCCAAUCUUGAUAAAGCUAAGACUCCCAAUUACUAUUCAGCAUCUGCUCCAGCUACCCCAACAGACAAACCGUCCCCUGCUGCUGCAAUGGCAGCUGAAGCUGCAGAGAAACCAAAGCCACAGUAUGGUUACUAUUCUUAUGAUACUAAUAAACCUCUUACUGAUCAGUAUAAGAACACAGGCUCAGUGCCACCACCACAGUCUGCAAAAAAAACACCUGGAUAUUACAAUGCUCAUGAUGGUCCUAAGAAACAGCCAACAUCUUUAUCACCAGCUCCUCAGUCUGGCCCUCUCUCCACUGAAUUAGCAUCACCAGGUCAAGUUGCUUUGCCAAUAGCAAGUCCAGUUUUACCCAGUAAAUCUGAAAUGCAGCCUUUAAAGAAGAGAGCAGCUAUAGACCGUGGUGGUCAAGAUUACACCUCCACUACACCAGUGGCAGCAAGACCUGAAGUUUCUGUUGGUGGACUUACACCACCUUGGACAGAACCAAAAUCUGUAGAGGACACCACAACACCUCCCAGUGUUGCAGUUCCCUUUUCACCUCAUACUUCAGCUUUACCUGCCAAUUUAGCAAAUUUGUCUCAGAUAGUUUCCCGCAUCACAGAACCAGAAUCCAACAGACCUAUUGAGAAGGAGUCUGCCAAGACUCCUGAAUCUCAGCAGCCUCCUCCUACUUACCAAACUCCAGACCCUGCCAUUGGAAAGGGUUUGUCAUCUCCUAUGUACAGUGUAUCUGGAGGACAGACUCCCACACAGAGUCAAGCUUUAGAAUUAGAUCGUAGUGGAAUAAGUUCUGUAAAUGAUUUGAGUGAAUUGCACUCGCCAAGCUUAUCAGUUCCUGGACGAGUGCCACCGGCAGACCUUGCCCACCAACUGGAAGCAGAUCAACAGCCAAAUUAUCAUCAACAAAUUACCAGUCCCCACAUGCAAACACAGCCAGGCUUGGCAUCACCCCAACAAUUGUCCAAAGGCCCACAAACACCCCAGUCACAAUUGCACAGUGGCCCACCACCUCCAGCUGCUCAUCAGAAACCCACUGAAGUUACUCGCCCAGCCAGUCGUGACCUUCCCCCUGCUCAUGUCACUGAUAAAUCUCACAUGUACCUGUCACAAAAAAGCAUAUGGAGCACUUCCUUAGCAACAAGUUUAGCUUCAAGUCUAGCCUCCAGUUUACCAUCUAAUAUUGUCACUAGUUUAUCAACAAGUUUAGGUACAAGUUUAGCAACCACUUCUGUGAUUGCUUCCUUGCAGAAGAUGGGAUCCUUACCAACUGAACGCUUAACGCCUCUUGAUCGUGCAGCUUUUGCCUCUCUUGCAAGUCGGACAGGACAGGCAAAUCUCUUUUCUCAUGAAUUAUUACCAAGAGGGUCAGUUAGUGCAGGACAGACUCAGGUGGGGACUGGUCCAAGCAGUGGAGGUUCUUCAGGAGGGAGCAGUUCAACUGCUACUGCAGCAUCAGCAAGCAGAUCUGCUUCUAGUAGUACAGCAGGAGGAUCAGCAUCUGCAUCUAGUAAUAGUGUAGAAUUGGGUAUUGGACGUUCAUAUGCAAAUAUGAUGACUGGUCAGUCUUCCCCUUUGUUUGGCCGAGCAGAAGGAGCUAUCACUCCUGGGCCUCUACCAAGGCCAAUAUCUGGUUCUCCUUCCCCAUUCCUAUCACAGUCACCAGGAUUGAGUGCUGCGUUGGGUCUGCCUGGUGCACCACGCACUCCUACCCCAGCUCACCAGCAGUCUCAUCAGAGUUUGUCUGGAUUAAGUCAAGGUACUUUUCCAUCUUUGUCCCGUGAUCCAAGAGAUCCCAUUUCCCAGUCUCAUCCAUCUCUUCAGAUUCCAAGUCUCAACUCAAUAUCUUCCAGCCAAGCUCAGACUCUUGGCCAUCUCAAUCCUGCCAGUCUUGCAUCUUACUCCAGUCGAGAUUCAUUGGCACCGAUGAUCCAAGGGAGUCGUGGUCUUGUAGACCCCACAUCCCAAUUUUACCAGCAGUUCUUUCAACAGCGGCAGGCUCAAGAGGAGCUUUUGCUGAGAACUGCUGGAGCCCAUCCCUCUCAACUAGCUGCCCACCAGUCCAUGAUGUUCCAGCAGGGACUCAUGAGUGCAGCCAGUUUGUCCUCAGGCUACCCUCCCUCCCUUGGCCUCAGGCCAGGGUCUUACCAAGGAAUGAAUAGACCAUGGCUCUGAAGGCAUGAUCCCACCUCAAAGCUGAAGAUCCACCAUGGCUAUAAGAAUGCAGGUCUUGUUAUUUUUAUGUAGUUUUAGUUUACAUUUUUAUGGGUUACCUGUUGUCUUAAUAUUCCUUAAAGGUGGUGUCUAUUACUAACUUUAAUGCUGUCAUUGUCACAUUGCAAUAGGCUUUAUGUGCAAUAUUUUAGCAGCAAUUGUAAAAAUUUCUAGUUUUAUAUUUCAAGUGACAUGCUAAGUAAUCUCUAUGUUGAAUAUAAAGUAAUUUCUGAUGUCAUGUAAAAAAAAAAUGAUCAUGAAGCCCAUUUUUAACAACUAACAACAUCAGUAGAUGGAUUAGAUUACUAAAGGACAUAAUGGAAAGGAAGUAAAAGUUCAAACUUUGCUGGUCAUUCUGAUGAUACUGAUUUUUUAAAGUUGAGCGCAAAGUGUUUAAAAAAAUAUGCAACCUGAGACUGGGAAGAAAAGUAACUUACCUUUUUUUGGAUUCCAGCUCUUAUUUCCUUCAAAGUGAGGCUUUUGUUAUUCCAUAUAUGUUCUUCUAUUGCUGGAAUUACUUUUAUAAGUUAGAAUGGCUGCCAACUGCACCAUCAGUUUCUUUACGAUGCCCUAUCAGGUCUCAAAUCAGGAUCCUUUUAUCAGUAUCUUCAGCUAAGAGCUAUGUUUGGAGAGUAGAGAAUUCUUGGAGAGUAGAGAAUUCUGUGCCUGGCCAAGAAAUCUUGAAUCAGAUGUAAAGGUUGCUGGGAAAUUGUACCCUGUGGUACAUAUUCAUGAUGCACAACACUCACAUCACUGACUUUGCUCCUCACCCAUUUUACUUUCUUUGACCUUGAACAUUGAAAGCUUCAUAGGGGUGACUGAACCAUUGUAUCUGGAUCCUACUGUUACACUCAAGAUUCAUUACUAGUGAUUAUGGUCUUCAGAGGAUCAGGAUCACAAUUGUUAUACUCCAGCAUAUCAUGGCUGAUGUCAUGACACAACCGUAAAUUAUCUCGCAACAGAAUUUGGGAUACAAAUUUCAUGACCACUCACUGCUUGUGUAAAUCCAUGAAAAAGGUGUGUUGAACCAGUGCUAAUUCCAGUAUCAUUAACAAUUUCUUCAAUAGUUGUGGCAUUCUAUGGUCAAAAUAUACAUUUGGUCGAUGACAUAAAGGUUAAUAGCAUUCUUAAAUGUGGAUCACUGUCAGCUGAAAUUCAGCCAUUUUGAACCCAUUCUUUCAAUUUUUGCAACCUACAUAGCAAGAAUGUCUGCCAAAUCAUAUAAAUUGCUUGUGCUUGAGUAUCAGCAAGCUCUUGGUAAAAUUUAAUGCAAUAAUGCUGCUCAGCACAUUCCAACGUCAUGUUCAAACUUGAAAUUUUAUAAGCGCAUGGAGCACAUCCAAACAGUGGCUAUUUGCCAGCAUAAACAGUGGCUAUUUGCCAACAUAUUAAUCAAGUGGUGAAAAUCAUGGAUUCACAAUAAUGUCCAUUAGCAUAUUUUUUGCUACUCUUGCUUCUUCAUUUCAAUGAAGUUUAGGGAAAAAGUUUGAUAUUUUUUUAAGACUUUACUUGAGUCAGCAGUAUUGAAAUGUUUUCACCAGAUGUUAAUGAAACUGACUUAAAAAGAAAUGCAACCAAGAAAAAAAAAAUGUUAAAUUUUUUUAAUGUCUUGUGCAUUGUGGAUGAGGCCAUUACAAAGCUGCCACUUGGAUAGUCGGCAUAUACAGUAUCUGCAAAAAGAAGUAUUAGAAAAAAUAUUUGAUAGUGAGGUCAUUGGACUUGCAGUAUCCUUUUCCUUAGGAAAAGUGCUUCAUAAUCAUCAGUAAAUACAGUAUAUGAUAUCUUGUCCAGUCUUCUUUGGCUUUGAUGACUAUCUUGAACCUUAUUGGUGUGGAGUCAAACAAGGCACAUAGAGUAAUAUAAGUUCAUGUUCACAAGCAUUGAGUCUAGUUUGUGACCCUCCACAGACAAGAUAUAAGCAUUUAAUAGGUUCAAAUUCAUGGUUAAUUUUUUUUUUUUUUUUUUUUUAGCAUUGAUAUACAAGGUGGGUGACAUUCAGAAAAGUCAAGUUUGCUCUGCAAAAGUUGUUAAUUUCUGUUGUGGAACUCAAUUCAUUUCAGCAAAAGCCCCAAAGUUCAGUUUGGCUAAAGUUCACUUCAGUUUCAAUACUUAUUGUAUUAAAAUGCCUGUAAGACUACUAGUUUUCUUUGUUCAGAGGCAGGCUUCUGUUAGGAACAGCAUUGUGGAAUUCCAAUAGCUCCUGCCACCAAGUUUAUUUCUGAACCCAUGCAAAAAUACAAUCCUUUUCCUUGUAAGAAUGGUUAAAAGACACCAUUGGAAUAUAUAUAUAUAUAUAUAUAUAUAUAUAUAUAUAUAUAUAUAUAUAUAUAUAUAUAUAUAUAUAUAUAUAUAUAUAUAUAUAUAUAUAUAUAUAUAUAUAUAUAUAUAUAUAUAUAUAUAUAUAUAUAUAUAUAUAUACACACACACACACACACACACACACACACACACACACACAGCAAAAGAAAGAGCAUUCAGUCAAUGGCAUUAACAUAAAUCUGAAGAUCAAAUAGAAAGCUGGCAAGUAUAAAGUCCAUUAAGUCCACCAGAUGCAAACUGAGCAGGAGUAAGAUAUUGAAAAGGCCAGGGUACUAUUGCCAUGUAUUGAAAUAGGGUUGCAUACUUUGAUAUUGGAUAUUAUUAUUAUUAUUAUUAUUAUUAUUAUUAUUAUUAUUGUUGUUGUUGUUGUUGUUGUUGUCUGAGCAAACCUGUGUGGGAUUGCCAGCCUUGUAUAUAGAUGGAUAAUUAUUAUUAUUAUUAUUAUUAUUAUUAUUAUUAUUAUUAUUAUUAUUAUUAUAAUUAAUCAAUUUAUUUAUUUUUAUUUAUUCUAUUUUAUUUUUCCCUCUGAGGAAUGUAACGGGACAGGAGGUAAGACAUUUUGCAGGUACUGUAUGUUAACUUUACUUUGUAAUUUUUACUUGAGUUAUAUACAAAUAUCUUUAGACUCGGUGUUUUCACUAAAAGGAUAAAGAACUGGCAUAUCCUUGCUAUCAACAACUGUAAACUAGAAUGACUAGAAAGUCAAUGGUUAUGAUUUCCAGGGCAAGCCUAUACUUUUCAUCUCAGUUUUAGAUACUGUGUAUCCACAAAAUUUGUUGGUAACUAUUAUAUAAAUCUAUUGCAGUGAGAUUAUCCUUCAUUGAAACAUGAAACUUUUAAUUCUGAUUACAUAAUUGUUAAAACCAUAAGGAAAGCUUAGCUGAAAUUUCUCCAUAUGGCAUCAUUGAAUCACCAGUGCAUUUGGGCACAAAUUAAUUUUCAGUAAUUCCCUUUCAUUUUGGGAUUUUAAUGUUUUUUUUUUACAUAGAGAGUUUCCCCUCAGGUGUCACCUCAUGUUUGGGAAAGGAUUACACAGUUGUUUUGUUAUAUAAAAUUGUUGAGAAUAAUAGCUAAUCAUUCUUCUUCACUUGGUAGCUGCAGAAUGGGAAUAGAUGUGGACUUGUAAAUUGAAAGCCCAAAUAGCGAUAAGAACUCGUUUUAUCGAAAAUCUGAAAAUUGGUAGGAGUUAAAGAUCAGGAAGAAGAUAAGAAGACAUUACUGGAAAGAUUGGGAAAUGUGUGGCAUAAAGAAGGUAGGUGAUGGAGGGAAAAGAAUAGCCAGUCAAUGGUGGAAUGAUGAAACAAAGCAAGUAGCUGAAAAAAAAAAAGGCAUUAAUUCUCUGUAGAAGAGAAAUUUCCAGCCAUGGGAAGAGUACUGGAUAUAGCUUUAUUAAGGAACUAGUGAGAGAUGGCGAGAGAACAUUUUAUAACACCAUACCAUACCAUAGAAAAAUAAAUAAUUUUGUGUAAAAAAUGUUAACAAGAUUCAGGAAAAAAUGUUUCACAGGUAGCAUUAAGUAAUGAUUGAGAGACUGUAGAUGGAAAAGUUCUUGUGAAAUAAGGAUAAGUACUUAUGAAAAUCAAGAAAAAAAAGAUUGUUACUUAUGCCUGGCUUAGAGGAGUUAAAAGCAAAGGUUGAAUAGUAUAAGAAAAUUGAUGAAAGAUGCUGAGAGUUCCGAAGAAAAUGAAGUGGGAAAAAGCACCAGGGUUAGCUAUGAUUGUAUUAAGGUUGCUCAAGAAAAGAAAGUAAUCUGUUUUGAAGAGACAGAUGUCUUAAAGGCAUUGUAAGCCCCCCCCCCACAUACACACACACACACACACACACACACACACACACACACACACAGGAGAUACUAUGAGAUUACUCCCCUCCUGUAAACCACAACUUGGUAAAUACACACACACACACACACACACACACCAGAUAUAACAGAGAAGAGGGUUGCUAAGCACCUGCUCCUAUUGCAUUAAGUUCAUAAUUCUGAGUUAACAUCCAUUCCUGCUCUCUGCUAUGUCAACCAAGAUUUCAACUUCAAAAGAGACCAUCCCUAAUAGUUCUGCUUGACUAAGGAUCCAAACCUUGUCUUCAGUUCUAAGCUAAAUGUGUUAUUUCCUCACUACCAGGCCACAAGCAGAAAUAUAGAAAAAAUGUAUAUUGCGAUUUUACUCUCACAUGGAUGACACCCAAGAAAGGAAGAACGACUCUCUCUCUCUCUCUCUCUCUCUCUCUCUCUCUCUCUCUCUCUCUCUCUCUCUCUCUCUCUCUCUGAAAAUUGAGUUGCUUUCAUAAGACACCACCUUUAAGAUUUUUUUUUCUAACUCUAGCUUGCACUGUCUUGGCAGCAGCAGAGUGCAGUAGGUUAAGUUUUUUAUUAUUUUUCCUUGCCAGAGAACUAUUUUUGUAUUUACUCAAAGCAGUAUUUAAAAAUAUUUAUUUACACUCAUGAAGGCAUUUUCAUAUGAUAUGUAACAUUGUUUUAUUGUGAUUUUACUAUUAUGCAGAUAGGACUGUGAGGAGUGAAAGCUGCCAGUGGAUAUGUAUUAUAUUGUUACAAUUUGUUGUGCCACAUGCACUGCGGGCAGCUGACUUUGUCACAAAACACUUUUGUACAAAAUUGUGAUUUCUUUUUAAUAAGUUUUACAUGUUAUUUUCUUGCAGCUAUAUGGCAAAAUUUUUACCUGGUGGGAUAUUUCAGGAAGGAUUUAUUUUGUCAAUUAUUUGCUAAGUUAUGGGAAGUUUGUUUCAUAAUACUCAGUCAGUACUGAUUAACUUUAUGAUAAAUGUACCUGACAACACCUUUGAAUAUUUGGGUCAAUGGACUGAAGAAAGUGAAAUUAGGAUGGUGUUGUAAUUGACUUAUAAAUUCUGUUGGUGCUGGGCUGUGGUGGCUCUGGUAUGUGUACCACUGUAGGUGUGGCAUGCAAGACUACCAGUACAAAACCUGCCUAAAGAUGUUGGCUUCUGGCAUGUAAUUCAUUGCCUGACUUUAUAUUAUUUAUCCUUUUGAACACCACAUUUCCCAGACCUUUGUCUUGGGUGGUGUCCUCUAGAGCCUGCUAGUAAACACUUGCUCUGAAGCAUCAUCUAAUGAUACUGAUUUGCAAAGUUUUUUUUCAGUGUUCUUAAUAGCAUUAUAUAUUGAUUAUUAGUUUGCUCCUUACGAUGCUUAAAUUGAAAACAAUGGAAUAAUUUCUUAGCAUAUUCAUGUAUGGUAAAGAUUUUAUGCUGCUAACUUGAUCUUUUUUAUUUAUCUUUCUUAUAUCUAACGCUUAUUGGCUCCCCUUAUUGUAAGGUCAAUAAUCUCAAGUCUGGCAUGUCAGAACUGAAGUUCAUCACCCAUUCAUCAAGCCAUGGCUCGCUCUCUUUUCUGCUUGCAAUAUCUUAAGUUGGAAGAAAUUCUAAGAUUUUUUUCCCCUCAAAAAAAUCUAUUGUACCUUGGCAAAGAUGUAAUAGGCAAUGACAUUCACAUCUUUUGUAUCACUGCCUUUCAGCAUAUUAAUAUGGCAAAGUCUGUCACACUUCUCUGCCAGAAGGGCAGAGGCCUUUGAUGGGCUUCUGCAGUCCAAGUCAUUACCUAUGAAUUAAAUAUCUCUUUUAAUCAAAAUGUGAAACAAAUAUUCAAACCCAAUUAGCAUAUAAGAAAUAAAAAAAACUUACUAUAAACAAGUUUGUGUCUUAGCUGGUGGAGGGAGAGCUUGUCAUCUGAAUGCAUUCUCUCUCUCUCUCUCUCUCUCUCUCUCUCUCUCUCUCUCUCUCUCUCUCUCUCUCUCUCUCUCUCUCUCUCUCUCUCUCUC
Messenger RNA from Scylla paramamosain (green mud crab), 13475 nucleotides. Its product is annotated as titin-like. Gene Ontology annotation, cellular component: CERF complex. The record is from RefSeq and is a predicted model, not a curated record. Gene Ontology annotation, biological process: chromatin remodeling. Gene Ontology annotation, molecular function: protein binding. NCBI's taxonomy places the organism in Eukaryota, Metazoa, Arthropoda, Malacostraca, Decapoda, Portunidae.